AUGGCUUCGGAACAGAAAAGAGUAGUCAUUGCAUUUGAUUUGUACGGCACGUUGUUGUCCACCGAAUCCGUCGCCUCAGAACUCUCAAAGCUGUACGGCGACGAGAACGCCAACGGGCUGGCUGCGCAGUGGAGGAGGUAUCAGCUCGAGUACACAUGGCGGGCCAACAGCAUGGGCAUUUACCGCUCAUUUUCUGAGCUGACACGCGCUUCGCUAAAACACGCCAUCGCGGAAAAGAAGCUGUCGCUUUCCAAGGAAGACGAGGAUCGUCUCAUGGACGCCUACAAUGGCCUUCAGACAUUCCCAGAGAUCAAUUCAGCCAUGGGGCUCGUCGAGAACAAUGCUUCGAUAGACGCAUACAUCUUCUCCAACGGCACAGAUGACAUGGUGGGCACUUCGAUGAAGACGUCCCCCGACCUGUCCCGGAUGAGCCAUGUCUUCGGGCCUGGCAAGUUGGUAACCGUAGAGGAAGUGCAAUGUUUCAAGCCAUCUCCCAAGACCUAUAGUCACUUCGCGGAAAAGGUAGGAAAGUCAGGCAAAGAGGACAGCAUCUGGCUCGUCAGCUCGAACCCGUUUGAUGCGCUGGGGGCGAGGGCCGUAGGUUGGCAGUCUGCGUGGAUCGACCGCACCGGAGCUGGCUGGGUUGACUCGUUGGGCAGCGUCGUUGGAACAGAGCCAAGCAUUGUUGUCGGAGGAGUCGACGAAGCCAUCAGGAGAAUUAUGCAUAUGUCGGAGUGA
Messenger RNA from Colletotrichum truncatum, 738 nucleotides. RefSeq names its product haloacid dehalogenase. The record is from RefSeq and is a predicted model, not a curated record. Gene Ontology annotation, molecular function: hydrolase activity, acting on halide bonds, in C-halide compounds. NCBI's taxonomy places the organism in Eukaryota, Fungi, Ascomycota, Sordariomycetes, Glomerellales, Glomerellaceae.